This is a messenger RNA of Selaginella moellendorffii, 2288 nucleotides long. Its product is annotated as short integuments 2, mitochondrial. Bases 30 to 1277 code for a protein of 415 amino acids. Lineage: Eukaryota; Viridiplantae; Streptophyta; Lycopodiopsida; Selaginellales; Selaginellaceae. The transcript has 10 exons. Gene Ontology annotation, cellular component: mitochondrion. Gene Ontology annotation, molecular function: GTP binding; GTPase activity. The record is from RefSeq and is a predicted model, not a curated record.
AACACGAGGUGGAAGAAGCGAAUGAAGCCAUGGAAGUGGAAGAAAUCAUGGUAAAAAAGAAGAAGAUGGAGAAGCUCAAGAUCAAAUCCACCAUGGUAGAAGAAGGCUCUACCAUAAAGAAAGAAAGGAAAAUCUUACGAAAGGAGAAAGAGAGGAGAUAUAGGCCUUGUACAUUAAAUCUUCAAGAGCUGGAUUUUACUUUACGAGGAUUUAGGGUUCUUCGUUUCUUCGUCUACGGAGUUAUGGCGGCUCCCGCGGCCAAGAAGCUCAAUCUCAUCACGAAGAUGGCGCUCCAGACGGCCGGUAAUGCCAAGGUUUGCUGGUAUCCGGGGCAUAUGGUCAAGGCGAUGCGCGAUAUCCAGCAGCGCUUCAAGUAUGUGGAUCUGGUGCUGGAAAUUCGCGAUGCUAGGAUUCCGCUUUCCUCCGCGAACGAUGAGCUUGGAGAGUUUAUUUCGAAGAAGAAGCAUGUCAUUGUGAUGAACAAGAUGGAUUUGGCGUCUUCGAAUAUGAUCCAUAAUUGGAAGAAAUACUUUGAAGCUCAAGGCCAGGUUCCCAUCUAUGUAAACGCUCACUCGAAACACUCGGUCCACAGUAUGGUUGUUGAUAUCAAGGAGCGUUUAGCUGGUGCUAUCCAAAAGGAGGCCACGCUUCUUGUGAUGAUAGCCGGCAUUCCAAAUGUUGGAAAGUCUGUGCUCACGAAUGCUUUAUAUCAGGCCACAGUGCAGGGCAGGCCUAAGAAGGCUCAAGUUGGCCCGCUUCCUGGUGUUACCAAGAUCAUUUCAGGAUUCAAGAUAGGCCAGUGUCCCAGUAUUUAUUUGCUAGAUACACCAGGAGUUUUGAUUCCGAACAUCAAGAGUGUGGAAACUGGAUUGAAGCUGGCUAUAACAGGCGCUGUCAAGGACUCCGUUAUCGGCGAAGAUCGACUUGCCAGAUACUUGCUGGCGCUGCUAAACAUUCGAAGGCCAGUGUUUGCGAAGAAACUAAAGCCAAAUGCCAGAGACUACGGCCACUGGGAAGUGAAAGGAUGCUCCCCGCAGGAACGAGCCGUCCGCGAGGCUAUCACCUCCCUGAUGAUCAACUUCGACGGCGAUCUGGAAGACGAGGACGCGAUGACAGAGCUGAUCGACAACCAGAUGUACGAGCUGCGAAAGACCUUCAGAGUCCCGCAGUCGGACGGAUACGAGGGGUACAACAAAGUUGCCAGAAGACUGCUACAGUUUUACAGGGGUGGCAAGCUGGGAUCAUACGUGUGGGACAUACUUCCAGAGGGUGCUUAAGCGUGCGGGGGGUGAAGUGAAACAGACGUGGCCAUUGCUCGGCCGCCUUCACAUGGCGGGGGUGAUAUAGGUGCAAUGCAAGCUGCCAAGAGAGGACGGGUGAAGUGCCGUUUUUGGGGAUCAGGGACGAAGAGACUGAGCGCAGCAGAACUCUUAGACAACAACCGGGGUCAAGUGGGCCUUGCAAACACGUCGGAGCACAACUUGUUUGACCUCCGCGGCUGCUGAAUCGAUCCAUUACAAAUCUCUGGCGUCAAUAGGGAGCUUGGCGAUUGUUACACGCAACAAAAUGAAGCAGAUCUACCUGUGAAGCUUUUGGAAUGGCCUGCACAGAAGGGAAUGAGGUGGAUUUGGUACCUGAAGGACAGCAGACCUCCCAAGAAGGCGAGGAGAAGAAAAGAGAGAAUUUUAAAGCGGGGCAAAGUCUGUUGACGUUUCACCAACUGUGGGGGCUGUGGCGGCUUUUCGCUGUAGCCUUGUCAUAUAACCAACAACGGUGGUUUCGUUUCCAGCUUUGUCUCAGGCGCUAGAUUGCCAAGUUCUGUACGCGACCAAUAAAGAAGCGGGCCUUCCAGCAGCUUAUCUAUCCUGCGGGAGCACACAACACAACAAAGGCCAGCAACAGCAAGGCGAAGGUGAUGAGUUUAAGUUAAGCAUCUCACUUUUCUAGUUUCCUCUCUGCUUUAGUUUUUUCCUGCUUGUGUUUGACUCAGAGGUUGAGUAAUUGGUGCUUUGAGUGGAGAAGUGAUUGAUUGAUUGUGUUGGGGUUGCUUACUUCACUUUGCAUUGCUCACCAGUAGGGGCGCUAGGACUGUUUGAGAUGACAUGAUCCUCCCAAGAAUGAGGGAGAAUUAUAAGCUAGCAUCAGCUAAAGAGAUGAGAAAGAGGAGGCUCAGCAAACAAGACGAUGAGAUUGGGAAUGAAGGGAUUUGAGGAUUUAAGGAUUGGAUUGAGAGUUGCAAGACAAGAAGAGGGGGAAAAUGGAAAUAAAAAAGAAGGUGAAAAACUAAA